AUGAAGGAAGAGCUUGGAUACACAGCCUUCCAUGUCAAUCGGAUCUGCGAGGUCCAUGACGACACGAUCACGUCGAUAGCAACAUGGAGUGACAUGAUGUACAUGGGGACGCAGAAGGGAAGGGUUAUCGUUUACACGCUCAACCCUGAUUUUCAGAGUGAGAGCCCAGAUGCAGUUUGUGGGUGUUUUGAAGAAGCAGCGGUGGAAGUGGACGGAAGUGAGGAGGUGAAGAAGAUAGACAUCGUGGAAAGCCUGGGAACCCUCCUUGUCGUUUGUGGGAGUCGGGUGGAGGUCAGGGAUCUAGCGUCUUUGGAGGAGCUCUAUAGAGUUGACGGGCGAUUCUCGGAUGUUUGCACUGCGGAUGUGUCUGGCUGCCACUACUUGCUCGCUGCCAGCAACGAGUCAGUCACCGUCUUCAAGCAUGAGGAAGGAUACACCCGUGACCGUGACAUCAAGUCUGCCUGCUGCCAUGUCCUCGGGCGCGAGUGGGUAACUCGCAUGCUCUACGUCGCUACGACCGCUGCGUUCUGGCUGUACAGCCUCGGAGACAGCGCAGGGCAUGUUGUCUCCCACGUGCCUCUAGAAGCAAGCCCGACAUGCUGGACGCCAAGGAUUCACCUGAGGAAAGAUGAAUGUGGCGAUGCUCAAAUCUACUUGAGUUGCCCGCGGAAAAGUUGGAAAUGCGAUGCCAAGGUCACGCAACUUAGCGUCAUCAUGGAGUGGGAAGAGCCGGCUGACGAGAUCAUCGUGUGCCAUCAGUACCUGUUGCUUCGGAGAGGAAGUAUGAAUGAUGAUGAUGAUGAUGAUGAUGAUGAUGAUGAUGAUGAUGAUGAUGAUGAUGAUGAUGAUGACGACGACGACGACGAUGAUGACGAUGACGAUGACGAUGACGAUGACGAUGAUGAUGAUGAUGCUGUUGUUGUUGUGGAUGAUGAUGAUGACGGUGAUGAUGGUUCAGACAACAUCGAAGCAUACAAUGAGGCGAGCAGCGUUCCUCCGUCCAUAUCGACCCGGAUGUGGCUGAACGAGGUACCUGUGCUGGGAGGAGGGGACGAGGACGAGGACGAGGACGAGGAAGAUGCUGUGUUGACACGUGGAAUUGAAGGAGGUAGCGUACAGCCUGCUGCACCUGCUGCGGUUCAAGGUAGCGGGGAUGUUUGGGCAACUUGCCCCGAGCUCAGACUGAGGGUGCAGGAGAGCGUUCCUUUCUUCAAGAGGGCGAUCAGGAUGCAAGUUGAUGGACGCGACGUCUUCAGCCUCUUCGAUCCUUGCGAUCUCCUCAGCUACCUCGAGCCCUCCCGCAGCAUCCGCCAGGAGGCCAAGGAGAGGCUCUGGGAGAGAAUGAAGCAUGCGAUGCCAAGAGGGGACGGAGGGGACAAGGAGGGCAAGACCAUGCUAGACCUGCUCAUCCUGAGUCGUCUAAGGUCCUCCAAUGCUCUCCUGUCGGACGAAGAGGAGGAGGUCUGGGUAGAAGAGCACAAGGAAGAGUUUAGACAAACCUUGUCCUCCAUCUUUCAGUUCGCUCGCAGUUUCGUCAUCCGGAAUCUCAUUAGACAUGUUGACAUCGUUAAGCUUGAUAACUACCUCGUCAAGCUCCUCGCCUCCACAGACCCCAGCAAGCUCGUCAGCCUCCUCCAGUCUGAGCACUUUGCCAACCUGGGGGAGUGCCAAGAGGUCCUGCUCUCCUGCGGCAGACACCACGCGAUCGCAAUGCUGCAUGCUCGAGGAGGGGAGCCUGUAGAUACUGUCUAUCAGAGACACUCCAUCAUCUCAAGAGGUGAUGAGGACGCUGACAAGGACCAGGAUUAG
Guillardia theta CCMP2712 is the source of this 1809-nucleotide messenger RNA. RefSeq lists its product as hypothetical. The coding region runs from base 1 to 1809 and encodes 602 amino acids. Gene Ontology annotation, molecular function: protein binding. The transcript is spliced from 16 exons. The record is from RefSeq and is a predicted model, not a curated record. NCBI's taxonomy places the organism in Eukaryota, Cryptophyceae, Pyrenomonadales, Geminigeraceae.